Messenger RNA from Otolemur garnettii (small-eared galago), 1923 nucleotides. RefSeq names its product vasoactive intestinal peptide receptor 2 (gene VIPR2). The record is from RefSeq and is a predicted model, not a curated record. Bases 109 to 1434 code for a protein of 441 amino acids. The transcript has 13 exons. Lineage: Eukaryota; Metazoa; Chordata; Mammalia; Primates; Galagidae. Gene Ontology annotation, molecular function: vasoactive intestinal polypeptide receptor activity; peptide hormone binding; G protein-coupled peptide receptor activity. Gene Ontology annotation, biological process: adenylate cyclase-modulating G protein-coupled receptor signaling pathway; cell surface receptor signaling pathway. Gene Ontology annotation, cellular component: plasma membrane.
UACGCGCGGCUCUCAGUCUGUUGGAGCCCGAGUGCGGGCCUAGGAGUCGCCGCUGGAGCUUGGGAGGGAAGCGGAGGACGCUGGGGGCUCCAGCGGGCCGAUCCCGGGAUGAGGGCGCCCGCACUGCUGCCGCCCACGCUGCUGACCUGCUGCGGCUGGUUGCUUGCCCCGGUGAAUAGCAUUCACCCAGAGUGCCGAUUUCACCUAGAAAUACAGGAGGAAGAAGCAAAAUGUGCAGGGCUUCUGAGGUCUCAAACAGAAAAUCGCAAAGCCUGCAGCGGCGUCUGGGACAACAUCACAUGCUGGCGACCUGCAGAUGUUGGGGAGACAGUGACUGUGCCCUGCCCGAAAAUGUUCAGCAAUUUUUAUAGCAAACCAGGAAACAUAAGCAAAAACUGUACAAGUGAUGGGUGGUCGGAGAUAUUUCCAGAUUUCAUGGAUGCCUGUGGCUACAGUGACCCUGAAGACGAAAACAAGAUCACAUUUUAUAUUCUGGUGAAGGCCAUUUAUACUCUGGGCUACAGUGUCUCCCUGAUGUCCCUUGCAACUGGAAGCAUAAUUCUUUGCGUCUUCAGGAAGCUGCACUGCACCAGGAACUACAUCCACCUGAACCUGUUCCUGUCCUUCAUCCUGAGAGCCAUCUCAGUGCUGGUCAAGGAUGACGUCCUCUACUCCAGCUCAGGCACACUGCACUGCCCCGACCAAGCAUCCUCCUGGGUGGGCUGCAAGCUGAGCCUCGUCUUCUUCCAGUAUUGCACCAUGGCCAACUUCUUUUGGCUGCUGGUGGAGGGGCUGUACCUCCACACCCUGCUGGUGGCUCUCAUCUUCCCCGGCAGACGCUUCCUGGCCUAUCUACUCAUCGGAUGGGGCAUCCCCACUGUCUGCACAGCAGCAUGGGCUGUGGCCAGGUUCCAUCUGGAGGACACAGGUUGCUGGGAUACAAACGACCACAGUGUUCCCUGGUGGGUUAUUCGAAUGCCAAUUUUAAUUUCCAUUGUGGUCAAUUUUGUCCUUUUCAUCAGUAUUAUAAGAAUCUUACUGCAGAAGCUGACAUCGCCAGACAUUGGUGGCAAUGACCGGUCACAAUAUAAGAGGCUGGCCAAGUCCACCCUGCUGCUCAUCCCACUGUUCGGCGUCCACUACAUGGUGUUUGCCUUCCCCAUUGGCAUCUCCUCCAAGUUCCAGAUCCUGUUUGAGCUGGGCCUCGGGUCCUUCCAGGGCCUGGCAGUGGCCGUCCUCUACUGCUUCCUGAACAGCGAGGUGCAGAGCGAGCUGAGGAGAAAAUGGAGGAGCCAGUGCCUGAGGCCACUCCCAGGCCGGGAUUACAGGAUCUGCAGCACAUCUAUCUCCUGCCACGGCUCAGAGGGCGCCCUGCAGUUCCACAGGGGCUCCCGCGCGGCGUCCUUCCUGCAGACAGAGACCUCGGUCAUCUAGGUGUGACCACCACAGCAGGAUCUGCAGAGUGGCACGGCUGGACAUGGGUUUCUGCGUGGUGUGACAUGCACACCUCCCGUUCCUCACGUUCCCAGCCAGCGUGGCCUUUAUAUAACCCACCUGCCACUGAUUAAUCCCUGUGUGGACUUGGGGUCAAAUGGAAAUUGACUUGAUUUAAAUGCCAAUCAUUGUUAAACAUGGCAGCAUUUAGAUAACUUUGGUUUAUAAUGUUCAGCUGCCUCCUAGAUGGACCCACUUCUGAACAGAGAUGGAAUGUGGGUGUGGUACCUGAAGCAUCACAAGGACGGGCCCAGAGCUGUGGCCCACAUACUGCAGGGUGGAGGAAUAGGGACCUAUUGGGAGGCUAAACAUUGCUAGGAUACCGAUGGCCCUAGUAAAAUCAGUAAGAGGGCAGCCCUCCACUCAGCAGCUCCCCCAACCCUGUAUCCUCUGCCCUCAACCCUAAACUUUACCCCCACUCCUGUACCC